Messenger RNA from Scatophagus argus, 6171 nucleotides. RefSeq names its product ubiquitin associated and SH3 domain containing Bb (gene ubash3bb). Gene Ontology annotation, molecular function: protein binding. NCBI's taxonomy places the organism in Eukaryota, Metazoa, Chordata, Actinopteri, Scatophagidae. The coding region runs from base 242 to 2173 and encodes 643 amino acids. The record is from RefSeq and is a predicted model, not a curated record. The transcript is spliced from 14 exons.
UUCUGCUCCGUGUACUGCUGCUGUACUGUGUAGUAUUCAGCGAGCAGAUCUAAUUUGCUGUUUCCUCCAGUGGGCGGAGUAGCAGGUCUCUGCCUGGCCGCGCAGCGCUGCUCUCAGCUCUGCUUAGUGUAGUCGCCGUUGCCUCUCCACUCAUGCGGACCCAGCCGUAGCUCAUGGACUAGCCGGCGGUCUGGGGUUGGACUGUAUUAGGCUUGUAGCGGACAGGGUGACCCAGUGGACCAUGGCUGCCAAAGAGGACCUCUACAGUAAAAUCCUCCCUCGGAGGCUCCGACAGAACCGGUCAGGCUCAGUGAAAUGUGGCUCCAAUUUAGACGUGCUUUUAUCCAUGGGCUUCCCCAGACCAAGGGCACUGAAGGCUCUGGUGUCAACCGGAGGUCGGAGUGUGCAAGCAGCAUGUGACUGGCUGUUUUCCCAUGUGGAUGACCCGUUCCUGGAUGACUCGCUGCCCAGGGAGUUUGUCCUAUACCUGCGACCCAGCGGACCUCUGCAGAACCAGCUAUCUCACUUCUGGCAACAGAGCCGGGUCACUUGUGGCAAAAACAAAGCCCACAACAUUUUCCCCCACAUCACCCUCUGUCAGUUCUUUAUUUGUGCAGACCACAAAGUAGAAGCUCUAUGUGAAGCCCUCCAGGUCACCGUCCAGCAGUGGCGGGGUCGAUUUCCCAGCCCGCUGCCUCUAGAGCUCUACACAUCCUCCAACUUCAUUGGUCUUUUCGUGGCAGAGCAUGUGGCUGAUAUCCUCAAGCAGUUUGCAGCUGAUUUUGCAGCAGAGGCCACCAGGAAGGCAGAAGUCCAUGUGGAGCCUCAUAAGAAGCAACUCCAUGUAACUCUGGCCUACAACUUUCCCAGUGAUCACCUCCCAUCACUGGAGAAACUGGCCAAGGGUAUCGAAGUCAAGCUCGGUUGUGAUUGGCUGGCAGUCCUGUUUUCCCGGGACAUUCGUUUUGCAAACCAUGAGACCCUGAGGGUGAUGUACCCUUACAUCCCUCAGAACGAGGAUGAGUUGGAGCUGGUUCCUGGAGAUUUUGUCUUUAUGUCUCCGGUGGAUCAAGGUAGCACCAGUGAGGGCUGGGUGUACGGGACCUCGCUGGCCUCUGGGCUGUCUGGCCUGCUGCCUGAAAACUAUGUCAACCUAGCUGAUGAGUCCGACACCUGGAUCUUCCAUGGCUCCCAUUCAUUCUUUAGCUGUGGGCCCAGUGACAGGACCAGCAAGGAGAGAGGGAUGUUUGAUGGACUGCUGGACAGCCGACGCGCUGAUAACACGAGUCCUGGAGACACACCCACCCUCAGCCUCAUUUGCCAUCCUAUGCAGCAGGUCCUGCGGAUCAGUGGUAGUCACUCCCGGCAGCCAAAGAGGAUGCUUUUUGUCUGUCGGCACGGUGAGAGGAUGGAUGUGGUCUUUGGGAAACACUGGCUCUCCCUCUGCUCCGACAGUAAAGGUAGAUACAUACGUUCCAAUCUGAACAUGCCUCCCAGUUUGCCGCUGUGGGGAGACAAGAGAGAUUAUGACAUGGACGCUCCUAUCACCGUUUUUGGAACCACGCAGGCUCGACUAGUGGGCGAGGCCCUAUUAGAGAGCAACACAGUGAUAGACUUUGUGUACUGCUCGCCCUCCUUGCGAUGCGUUCAGACUGCACAGAACAUCCUGAAAGGUAUGCAGCAGGACGGUAAGCUGAAGGUACGAGUGGAACCGGGGCUUUUCGAAUGGACCAAGUGGCUUUCUGGGAACUCUCUCCCUGCAUGGAUGUCUCCCACUGACCUGGCUGCUGCCCAGUUCAGCGUGGACACAACCUACAGACCUCUGAUCCCAGUCAGCAAGCUCACUGUGUCUGAGCCCUAUGAGACCUACAUGAGCCGGAGCUACCAAGUGACCAAAGACAUCCUGUCAGACUGCAAAAACACUGGAAACAACGUGCUGAUUGUAGCCCACGCGUCUUCCUUAGAGGCCUGCACACGCCAGCUGCAGGGCCGCAGCCCACAGAGCGCCAAGGACUUCAUCCAAGUAGUCCGAAAGAUCCCAUACCUGGGCUUCUGCUCCUGUGAGGAGCAGGGAGACACUGGGGUGUGGCAGUUAGUGGACCCUCCCAUCCUCCCCCUCACACAUGGACCAAACCACAGCUUUGACUGGAGGGAGACACUUCUGCAAGAAUGACAUCUGUCUGAUGUGAACUCUGCCUAACCUGAUAAUACUACACCCCUACAGACAGCAGUAACAAGUUCCAGACCAGUGUCCCCAGAGCACUGGGACCUUUCUCUUUUCAGCCUCUUUAGACAGCUGGUGGCUUAGCAGUGACGAUUCAAGAAACUUCCUGCCUGAAGAUGAAGAGUCGAACGAGCUCCAGUCGCUGAAUGGUUGGUGAAAUGACUCCGUCCCUCUGAGGCUGCUUUCAACAAAUGUCCACACUCAGAUUUCGUUGUAUCAUUAUUAAUUAAAGGAGAGACGAGUUAGUUUGGGCAGUAUAGGUGUUAUGGGCUGCACUGGGUGGAAGAACCUUUGAUGUCAGUAUUGUCAUCCCAGUCUCAGAAAAUUUUGUGAAAUGAGCCUGUUUUAUAAUAGUGAGCUCUUUGAAUUAUUAGUGAAGAAAAUCAUUUUUACCAACAUGAAUGUAUUCCAUGAAGUACACUGGACUUUGUGAUGUGACACUGAAUUGAUUCCGUAGAAAGCAAACACUUGGAAAUCGAACUGCAGUCAUUUUCAACUCGGUUGACUCAGGUUUUAUUUUUAACUCAUCAGUAAAGUUUAUUUUCACUGAAAAGUAAUUCACAAAUCCAAAAACAGUUACUUCUUUAAGAUGGAUAUUAUUAAACUCAAAAAAAUGAGUUCGUUGCUCACUCACUCCCUGGUUUACACAUUCACUGCAGUGAGCAGUCCACUGAGAUUUCUAUUUUCUAUUUGAGAUUUCCAUUGAGACACCUUUGAAUCAUCAUCAUCAUCAUCAUCAUCAUCAUCACCACUGACAGUGCAGUAUCAUACAAAUGUAAUUCUGGCUACCUUCCAAAUUCAGUGCAUUGCAUUAUGGAAGUGUUAGCAAAAGUUGCGUUUAUGCCAUAUUGUGUUUAUGUUGGUUUUUUUUUCUUCUGUUGUGCAAAUUUAUGAGGGCAACACACAGUACAUAAAUUUCACAAUUCGAUUAUUCAAAAGUGCGUGAGAUAGUAAGUAGUCAUUUCAGACCCAGCCUUUGAGUGUGACAAGUACAUUAAAAUUGCUUUUCGCAGUGUGACUGGCAGGUUUAGUGUGUGUUAUCAUCAUGCAACCACAGAAGUUGUUGCAUGUUAACAUGAGCUCCAACUCCAAAAUAUUUCAUGUGCUAAGUAUUAACAUUUUACAUGGAUAGCAUGCUGUGUUAGCAUGUCCCUGUGAUCCAUUUCAUUUGGGUCAGAGCACAGCACUGAUGUUAAAGAUCGAAUAUCAAAGCUGUAUUGUUCAUUCAUCAUGAUAGCCAUAGACUUAGCUACAUGAAAAAAUGGCAUUGCAGGUUUGGUCUAAUCUUAACAUAACUAAAUGUUUGCAUAAUAUGUAUCCACAGUAUCUGAUUUCAUUUGAGUUUGUGCUUAUUUUACAAAAUUAAAUGAGACUGUUGGGAUUUUCUAUUGAGAGUGUUGUAUCACCAUCCCAGCAGCAUUUCCACUUCACUUCUACAUGUGAACAAGUUCCCGACCACAGUAAAAACAGAUGGUAUAGAUUGUUUUGGGUUUUUUUUUUUAUUUAGAGAAAAGUCCUGCUUUGUCCUGCUUACCCUGCUUCAGCGGCUGAGGGAAUGCAUAUCAGCGCUGGCUUCAUGCGUUCAUCAGGGAAUUUCCUGAUGCCACCCACACAAUAUGGCACCAUGUGUUUUCUCUAUUUUGCUGCCACAUGUAGCACAUCCAGUAAACCGAUGUCUUCAACCAUUCAUGAGGUGUAUGUAAGAAUGAAAAACAGCACAACCUGCACUAUUGACAAUCACACAGUAGCUUCUUGAUUCUGGUCCAGCACAUUUGUAGUGUGCAUUUGUUAAAUGUUAUCAAGGAUUCAGAGCAGCUGCAAUUAAUCAUCUUUUCAGAAGUCUUCCAGUUGUUGUUGUUGUUGUUGUUUUUAAAUUUAUUUAUAUACUUUUCUUUCAGAUGUUACAAGCAAAAAUAUUAAAAAGAGGAUCGUCACUUUCAAUAGCAUGCUCUGUAUCUCAGGUGUUGACUGCAUUUAGGACGUAUGUAUAUGCAGCACUGAAAAGUGUUCCAUUGAUAGAGUGACUGUGUUGUUGUGAGUACCUCUUGAAAUUAAAGUGAUGUCUCCUGUUACACUGACUGCCCACUUCCAGCUGCAGAGGAAGAUGUUGUAAACUACUUCACUUGUAAACAGAAAGGGAAGGUUUGCUCAGGCUGAUACUUGACACACAUCUCACAUGUAGCUUAUUAAGACAUCAUAAAAGUUGCAUGUUUUGAGCUUAUUAAGACAGUUAAGACCCCAGAGCCUCAUUAAUCAAUCCUACUCAAUUGUGGUUAACGUGUAGGAGGCUUUGAGAAAUAUUAUAUUGCUUGAUAAUUUUCUGUCCUGUCUCCACAGCAGGUGCUUUCUGAAGCCAUAUGGUGGAAACACAUACAGAGUGCUUUGGUACACUGCCCUUACAGCACUCAAGUCCACACCAAAAAUGCCCAAACACCCAAAUCUGACUGUGCAGUUGUAUUAAAAGAUUUCAGGAGUGAAUUUUGAUCACUUCACCGAACACAUCAAAGAUAAAUUGUGAAAUACAAGCUGUGUCUCAUUUUACUGACCACCUCUUUGAAAUUGCAAAACACAUCACCAAAUAUAUGCUGAAGUAAAAACUCACAUGUCAUUGUGGCACAUUAUGCCAGCUUUUAGGCCAAGUUUUAACAACUCAGUAUUCCUCCGCCAAUGUAUUUUCAGUAGUGAGAAAAAGACUUUGAAAUUGCAUCUACGCUGUAAACCAACAGCGUAGAUGUGAUGACAUUAAUAUCUGCAAUGCUUGUGACAUGAGGUUCUGAUGUGAUCAGUUCACUAUGCUGAUAGAUAGCACAGUACCGAACUGUCUUCAGACUAUUGACAAAUGUCUCCAAAAGCCCAGAGUUUCUCAGCAAAUAGUGAUCUGUUGACUCAAAUAAAAGUCACUUCCUUAUUCAGUGUUCAGUUCUGUCAAAGCCUCCACUGGGUGCUGAGCAUUUAAUAGAAGUUUAUUUUGGAAAUGCUCUUUCUUGCUGAGAGUCAGAUCAGAAUUAGGCCUGGAUUAUACACCCAAAUAGAUGCAUACACACACAACUUGCAGACACCACAGACGCAGUAGUUGCUACUUACUGGGGUCACCUUGGAGGAAACGUUCAACACACACACACACACAAAACGUACAGCACGGACAGCAAAAAAAGUGAUUAACUGCUUAUAUAGAUGCAGUUCAUCUCAGAGCAGCCAUCUUAACAUCUUCCUCUUUCUUUGAUCUGCAAACAUUACCGGCAGGCUGGCUUGGUGAAACUGCUGUAUGACCAUGUAACUGUUGUGAAAGCUUGGCUGAUGCAGGUGUUGGGCAGAAAUACACUGCUACUAUAUAAAUGUGAAAGGUUUUCUUCUUUGAAUUAAAUGUCAUUUCCAUCACAUGAUAUACUGGAACAGCACAUGUUGUGUUGCAGAGUUACAAACCAAGCACGUUUCUACAGAAAACAGAGACAGUCCUGACAGAAACUUAAGAGGAAGAAGCCAUGUUGUUCCUGUAUUCACUCUUUAUUUAUUGUCUUAACAUAUCACCAAACGUGUACAGCAGUUGACGUUACUUCUUUUGAAAUCAAUAUUUGUUGAUUUGUAAUUUAAGAUUAAGUGUGUCUGUAGGCUUCAUGUGCAUUUUAUUUUAGUUUUGAAUUUAUCUUCUGUUGUGUUUGCGGAGCACUGAGUUGUAAAGAAGAAAGCUGCCCUUUUUAAAAAGCUCUAAUAUUUUCAUAUUAUACUCAGGAGGGAGGGGCAGCAGGUAUCAUGAAAUACAAUGAGUUGUGGUCAUUGUGUUCAUUUGCAACUGAGUUUUGUUCUGACUGAAUAUGAAGUAAAAGUAUUAUUUUCUACAUGGCAAUAACAUAAAACAAAAGGUGUGCAAAAUUACUCCCAUAUUCAUUUGGCUCACACCUACAGUGUAAAGGAGUUCAAAUUCAAUAAAAUUCUACAUGCUGCGCUUA